Messenger RNA from Liolophura sinensis, 4298 nucleotides. Its product is annotated as calcium/calmodulin-dependent protein kinase type II delta chain-like. Gene Ontology annotation, molecular function: calcium/calmodulin-dependent protein kinase activity; calmodulin binding; ATP binding. The transcript is spliced from 20 exons. The coding region runs from base 35 to 1711 and encodes 558 amino acids. The record is from RefSeq and is a predicted model, not a curated record. Lineage: Eukaryota; Metazoa; Mollusca; Polyplacophora; Chitonida; Chitonidae. Gene Ontology annotation, biological process: protein phosphorylation.
CCGAGGCCGUUCGACAGACAUAUACAUUUUCAACAUGGCUUCGCAGCCAAAUAGUACGACUACGGGAAAAUUUAGCGACAUAUAUGAACUAAAAGAAGAGCUUGGCAAGGGUGCCUUCUCCAUCGUUCGCAGAUGUGUUCAGAAAUCCACAGGCUUGGAGUUUGCUGCUAAAAUCAUUAAUACAAAGAAAUUGUCCACAAGAGAUCUUCAGAAAUUGGAAAGAGAAGCACGGAUUUGUAGGUUGUUGAAGCAUCCAAAUAUUGUCCGUCUACAUGACAGUAUACAGGAUGAAGGUUUUCACUACUUAGUCUUUGAUCUGGUUACUGGUGGGGAACUCUUUGAAGAUAUUGUUGCUAGGGAAUUUUAUAGUGAAGCCGAUGCUAGUCACUGCAUUCAACAAAUCUUAGAAGGUGUGAACCAUUGUCAUCAAAAUAAUAUAAUUCACCGUGAUCUAAAGCCAGAAAACUUGUUGUUAGCCAGCAAAGCUAAAGGUGCUGCUGUUAAGCUAGCAGAUUUUGGCUUGGCCAUUGAAGUUCAAGGAGAUCAGCAAGCAUGGUUUGGGUUUGCUGGCACUCCAGGAUAUUUGUCUCCAGAGGUGUUAAGGAGAGACCCCUACGGAAAGCCUGUAGAUAUCUGGGCUUGUGGUGUGAUCUUAUAUAUUCUGCUGGUGGGAUAUCCCCCUUUUUGGGAUGAAGAUCAACAUAGGCUAUAUGCACAGAUAAAAGCUGGAGCAUAUGAUUAUCCUUCACCAGAAUGGGACACAGUCACGCCCGAUGCGAAAAAUCUUAUCAACAGUAUGUUAACAGUGAACCCGGCUAAGAGGAUUACAGCAUCUGAGGCUCUACGACACCCUUGGAUUUGUCAGAGAGAACGUGUGGCGUCUGCAGUACACAGACAAGAGACAGUAGAUUGCUUGAAGAAGUUCAAUGCCCGACGGAAGCUCAAGAUAUGGGCUCCCAGUACUCAAAGUCACAAUCCCUUGAUGAUUAUUCUGGAAAUUAUUCAGAGAAUAUGGGAGGCAAUCUGUUAUUUUUGGGGUGCCAUUCUUACCACUAUGCUGGCUACACGCAACUUCUCAAGUAACGUGAUACAAGCUGUGGGGAAUGGCUCUCAGGGCCCCAAUCAAGGCCGGAGUUUGAUGGUUAAAAAGAAUGACGGUAUAAAGGAGUCUACUGAUAGCAGUACCAUAGAGGAUGAGGACACUAAAGGCGUUCCAUCAUUAGCGUUACCAGAUCGUACCGUUUGUUCAGGUUUGGUACGAUGUGUGAGAUCAGCUAAGGCAGAGUCCCCAGUGCUGGAGAGUCGAAAGCAAGAAAUCAUCAAGCUGACGGAGCAGUUGUUGGCGGCGAUAACUACUGGUGAUUAUGAGGCUUAUACGAAGUUUGUUGACCCUCACCUGACAGCUUUUGAACCAGAAGCCUUGGGAAAUUUGGUUGUAGGAUUGGAUUUUCACAAGUUUUACUUUGAUAAUGUACCAAAGAACAACAAGCCGGUGAACACCAGUAUUCUCAACCCACACGUACACCUGCUGGGGGAAGACGCGGCUUGUGUUGCUUAUGUACGCCUCACUCAGUAUAUAGAUAGGAAUGGUAUCCCAAUCACGACGCAAUCAGAGGAGUCGCGGGUGUGGCACCGCCGGGACGGCAUGUGGCAGAACGUUCAUUUCCAUCGCUCUGGAUCGCCCUCUGUGGCCGCUGCCACCUCUAAAUAAUUGUCUCCCCUUCUUGAGAUCUCUUUAACCACCUUCACUGGCUGUGCUCCUGGCGGCAACCCUCGGCUGAUGUGUGCUCCCGAUAAGUGGACUGACAAUAACACGCGUCAUUGCCACUCUAGGCAUGCACCUUUUUGUCCUAGAUCGGGUUCGUUUUACAAACUGGCUGGUCAGCAUGAUGUCAGACUGAGCUCAAUUUGUCAAGCAGUGUGCCCCUGGAGAGGAAGGGUAAUGUCCCCUACCCAGGCUGGUGGGUCAGUGGGUGUGUGCAGGAGGGGGCGAUUGAUGUAUACCUACUGGGCCAUAGGAGAAACAGGCACAGGCCUGGGGGAUCUCCUUUUAACUUUUCCCAACUUGUCCAUGGCUUCAGAAGUUUCACAUAACCUUGCGCUCCGCUUUGUUUUGAGCCGUUCGUUUUAAACAGGGUGCAAGCUGAGGGGACAGUGUUUUGAAUAAGAGUGCAGCUUUCGGUCUGAUUUUGGUUGAAAGAAAGACCCCAAUAUUUGGCUUCAUUUAAAAUCAGAUAUCCAAAAGUUCUUUUUAAUAUGCACAGAUAAAUGAAUUUAUUAAUGCUUUUCAAAUAUUUAAUAUUUCCUUUCCUUUAUAGUACGUUGUCGUAAGUCUGUAUAUGUUAAGUGUUUUGUUCCGUUAUGAAUGUCGUCAUUUUACUGCUUGUUUGCCAUAUGUUUAUCGCAAAGGGACAUACAAGUACUGAGUUGUAUGGUCUCCAUAAAGUUCUUAGACAUGGUUUACAAUGGAGUUCUUGUACUGAAUACUAGUGGUUUUGAAGGUAUGUUAAUGUAUAUUUUCCUGCCUUGACCUACCUGCAUAACUAGGCUUACAUCCUCACCAUAUACCAGUUGUCAAUGCAAACCAGACUUUUUCUUCACAACUUGCCAAACUGCAUCCUUCAUUAAACCACAAACAGAAGUGUGUUACUCUCAGUUAUGCUAGCAAAUGAUGCCAUGAUAUAAAGCAUUUCUCAGUUUUGUUUCUCAUGCCGAACACAAAAUGAUAUAUGGGAAAUUCCCUGGUUUGAUGAAUGGAGUCCAUUGUGCACAUCAUGAGAAGUGGAAGCAUAUUGUUUGUAAUCUGUGAAUUGGAAAUUCUGAACAAAUCAUGUGCUCUUGCUGGUUCCCAAUAUGAUGUUGCCAACAGAAUUGAGAUCUUUACACACAAGUCAAGGGCCUUUUGCUAAGACCCAGCUCUGCACUUAAGCCAUAGAGAAGAGAUCCUCAGAGCAGUGGCUUGUUCUGCCUAUAAACGAAUGGACAGCUUAGGUUAACCUAUGUAUGCAUCACUUCUCGUUAAGUUGGAAAUGUUGGGUGCACCUAGUUGUACUGUAGAAUAUGACUGGUCAUCGGAUGUGUCAUCACCUGCACUUGGUCUUAACGAUCCAUUGGCUUCUCCUUUGUUGCCUAGCUAUUUCCCUUUUUAAGGCUUUUAGCAAACAAUUAUGGAACAAUAAUUAUUAAAUAGAGGAGUACGUUCUUUGAUUCUGCUUUUGUGGACUUGAUGCAAAAUCUGGAUUUUAUUUAACGCACAGUUCCUCGGCAUUCCGCACCAUGCCCAAUGCCUUGAAUCCCUCAGUAGGCGACACGUAGCUGUUGCAAGCUUGUUUCAUCUUGUGAUUUUGGAGCAAUCACUUCGUAUGUGAAUGAUUUUUUAUGUUCUUGGAACCAAGAUGUUUGACUGAUGGUUUUAAAUGUGCACGAAAUCUAAUAAUGCGGUUGUGUAUAGAAAUUUGAUCAUGUCCUAGCAUUUUUUAACAUAUAUCAUAACCAUAAUAAGUAUGUAGAGCGGCAUUGUUUUUUGGGCAAUUCCCAAUCUCUGUUAACAGGGAAGCAGAACUGAGUGGUAUUACUCAAAAGUUACCUCCCUUGUUAAGUAACUUGAACCUGCUUUCCCACUAAAUUAUUUUCAAAUGUUUGAACUCCUGAGUUCUGCUGAUGGAAGGUAGCCCACACAAGAUUACCGAGUAUGAGAAUUCUAUCAUGGUUGAAUGUAUGUUCACACUUGUUCAUACUGAUAUUAUCACUUGAAUGUAUGUUAUUACCAACAAGCAGAACAUACUGAUUUUGCAUUUUCCUCCCUCCCUCCCACAUAAUGCAGCAAAUUAUUUAGAACAUAAGUCAUUUAAAUUUGAAGGAAACAGUAACCUGAUAAUUUCGUUUCAGUUGUGUGAUCGCUUUUGUGGCAGCAUCCAGGUUUAUUAUUCUAUUCGUGCUGAUAUACAUCACAAGGGGUUUUGCAAUUUUUAUCUCCAAUGUUUUCGGAGGUUGGUUGUGUUUUAUGACCGAUAUUUAAUUCAACCUCCUUUAUUGCAAGCUGUAUGUGCAAUUUGUUUUGAACGCUCUGUACAGAGCACAUCUUCUAAAGGCAUUGGUUACUCGGUGUCUGCCAAAGUUGUUCCCGUAUAGCUGCCUGCACUUAGCACAUACAUUUGUACGGGAAGUCAGUGUUCUAUUUUGGUACGGGGCAGAUGUAACCGGUCAGCAUGUGAACCGGAGGAGCUCACCCCCGCUCUGUUCAGCUUUUUCAUGUAACUAUAUGGGUGUAUCAAUUUGACUGCAUUUCUGUACAUAAA